Anastrepha ludens (Mexican fruit fly) is the source of this 13711-nucleotide messenger RNA. Its product is annotated as rho-associated protein kinase 1. Gene Ontology annotation, molecular function: small GTPase binding; ATP binding; Rho-dependent protein serine/threonine kinase activity. NCBI's taxonomy places the organism in Eukaryota, Metazoa, Arthropoda, Insecta, Diptera, Tephritidae. Gene Ontology annotation, cellular component: cytoskeleton; cytoplasm. Bases 2296 to 6438 code for a protein of 1380 amino acids. The transcript has 13 exons. Gene Ontology annotation, biological process: cortical actin cytoskeleton organization; regulation of cell junction assembly; actomyosin structure organization. The record is from RefSeq and is a predicted model, not a curated record.
GUAUACAUGUGUAUGUGUUUGUGUGUAAAGUAGACGGCGAGCGCAUAUUUUCAUUGUCCGUCGGAUUUCUUUUUUAAAAGUUCUUCAAUAAAAUAUUAUUUCCGAAAUUUCAAACCUUCCAAACAAAAUAUAAUUUCCAAUAGAUUUAGAGAAUGUGAAAGCAAUAUGGAAUAGUACCAAGGUAAUGGAAGAGUCAUAAAGUGUUUUUAUGUAAAUUCAUGAUGAAGCAACAGUGACUCGAAAUUAAGCCAAGAAGCAGAGUAUAAAAGAAUAUGAGUAACAAAAAGGCCGAAAUAAAUGAAACAAAAGUAUAAAAUUAUAUUUAAUUUCUGUGUGCUAACUACGCAAAUUCGGCGCAAAGAAGCGUGAAUAGAAGUGAAUGUGUGUGAUAUGAAAUUGAAUUAUUUAUUCAAAGAAUUUGGCAAGGAGGAAAAAUGUGUGGUAGAUAAUCAGUUCAAUAACCAAAUUGUUUUAGUGAUUUGGCAAUGGAAGUGCUAGUGUCGGUGGUGUCUUAAGAUAGGAGAUAGGCGUGAUCCACAAGUUUGUGAAAGUUAUAAAAACUCAAAUACUACACAGAAUUAGUUCGUUUUGCUCGGAAGUUAGAUUCCGCAAGUGGUUUCCGCCGCGUAAUUGUAACGCAUCGCGUACGACGCUUUUGUUUUACUUGAUUUUUUUAGUAACGUCUCGUGACCUCAUCAGAUCGCCGCCAACGUCUGCAACACCUUCCAACUAACAAACCAAGCUACAUCCAAACAUAUAGACAGGCUGACAGGCAAGCACAGAGCCGUGGCGCACUUGGGAUUGGGAUUUGCCGUUGUUCGCGAUUCGGUUUUAUAUUCUAUUUUGUUUUAUGUCUUAUUGUUACCCACAUCUUACGUAUAGUUUGUACGUCUCACGUCUCGAUCGCUACUUGCUUGCCUGUUUGGUUGACUGAAUGAAUGGUCGCUCAGUUGGUCUGCCGUGUUGUUGGUUUGCUGAGUGGCCCACCGACUGACUGACUUUGCCUCUUGUCUCUGUUGUUGCAGUAUUGUCUUCCGUUUGUUUAGCUCGGUUCAGCAGUGCUUUGUAAUACUACAGUUGAACUGCUGAGCUUGCAGGGCAGACAUUGGUUGCGAAGUUUGAAAAAAAUCAAAAAUAUAAGGAAAAAUUUGGAGCAAUAAGAAAACAAAUACAAAUAUAUAUAAAUCACGUAAUAUUAUAUAACUACUAUGUACACAUCCAACUGAACUGAGCAGCAACAGUAACGGCCAUUGUAGUAAAAAUCAGCAAUAACGUGGAGCAUAAAAAACUUUUUUACUUAUCGAAACAAAAACAAAAAACUAAAGAAGUAUGCAUAAUAAAAUCAUUUCUAAAAGGCAAACCUAAUUGUACUUAAGUCCAAGCGAAUGCAAGCACCGAUAAGAGGGGAGUAAAAUAAACAUUGCAGUAACAAAACCGCUUCUCCAUCAGGCAAAGAUUCAAGAAUAAAGACAAACCUCCAGCGAAAUAGAGGAAACUCAGUAUGCAAUAGGGUAAAGUCACGACCAUUAAACAAAUUGUAAACGGCAAAAAGACAAAAAGGAACGGAAAACAUUUAUAGAAGUUGAGACGGUAAAGGAAUUGCACCAAAAAGACGCACAGAAUUGUCGAAAGUGCCAAAAAUCGCACAAAGCCUCAACGACUAAACACUAGCAUUACUAACCAAAGGCUAGGGUCCACAGUGUAAAGGCAUAUUCCAUUGUGAUUGGAUGCCAACACGAAAAUUUGUCACCAGCUGUUUUAUACAAACAAUAGAAGCGCGGUAGACAACGACCUACAUAGCAUAAGCAGCUCACAUUUAUGCCUGUAAUCAGAUUAUUUUUAUGUAAAAAAAAAUAUUGUUUUAUGUUCCUGGUAAGCUACUAAGCGUAUAAGCGUUGUGGAGUUGAAGGAAUUUCUAUUACAGUGGUAGCGGCUACUUACGCCUGCUCUUCCGCGUACUUUGCAUCGUGUUGCGGAAGUGUGCUUUGUCUACACACCUCCGUUUUAAUGACGCCGCUGUUCGCACUACCAUCCGCAUCACCCACGACGUCUAAAAUAAUAUUUAUAACUACAAUGCUAUACGCCGCCACUGAGUGGCAGGUCAAUGCAAAAACUCUCAACUGAUGCUACUAUGCGGUGGAGGACAGUGAGUCCGAUAAGCAAGAGUAGCAUUAAAGAAAACGAUAGCAGUACAACAAAGACAAUAAUUAAAGAAAACCCUUUUGUUUGUGUGCAUUUGAAAGCAAACCGAAAGAAAUUGAAUAUAAGUGACAACCAACAACCGAAAGAAAAAUCAUGGAUGAGGAACGGAAAAGACGCGCCCAACUAUUGGAGCGUGAGAUGCGUGACCCGCACAGUAUUUGCAAUAUCGACUGCCUUCUGGACACAGUGACUGCAUUAGUUAAUGAUUGUGAUCAUGAAUCAUUAAAGCGUCUAAAGAAUAUCGAACAGUAUGCCACCAAAUAUAAACCGGUGGCGAAACAGAUUUGCCAGCUGCGCAUGAAUGUCGAUGAUUUUGAUUUUAUCAAACUGAUCGGAGCCGGUGCUUUUGGUGAGGUGCAACUGGUACGGCACAAGUCUUCGCGACAAGUAUAUGCCAUGAAGCGGCUUUCCAAAUUUGAAAUGAUGAAGCGACCCGAUUCCGCUUUCUUCUGGGAGGAACGUCACAUUAUGGCGCAUGCCAACUCCGACUGGAUAGUGCAGCUACAUUUCGCAUUUCAGGACGCCAAAUAUUUGUACAUGGUGAUGGAUUAUAUGCCUGGUGGCGAUAUUGUCUCGCUCAUGUCCAUGUACGAGAUACCGGAGAAAUGGGCUAUCUUCUAUACAAUGGAGGUUGUACUCGCUCUGGACACAAUCCACAAUAUGGGGUUUGUGCAUCGCGAUGUGAAACCCGAUAAUAUGUUGCUGGAUCGGCAUGGUCACUUGAAAUUGGCUGAUUUUGGCACCUGUAUGCGCAUGGGCCCCAAUGGCUUGGUAGUGUCGAGCAAUGCUGUCGGCACACCGGAUUAUAUUAGUCCCGAAGUUUUGCAGUCGCAGGGUGUGGACAACGAGUACGGUCGUGAGUGUGAUUGGUGGUCAGUUGGCAUCUUUUUGUAUGAAAUGCUUGUGGGUGAUACCCCAUUCUAUGCCGACUCACUCGUGGGUACUUACGGCAAAAUUAUGGAUCACAAGAAUUCGUUGAGCUUCCCCGCCGAGGUGGAGAUAAGUGAGAGUGCCAAAUCAUUGAUGCGUGCCUUUCUCACCGAUCGCACUCAGCGUUUAGGUCGUCAUGGCAUCGAUGAAAUUAAAGCGCAUCCGUUUUUCUCAAAUGACACAUGGACGUUUGACAAUAUACGAGAUAGCGUGCCACCGGUUGUGCCGGAGUUGUCGUCGGAUGAUGAUACACGCAAUUUCGAGGAUAUUGAGCGUGAUGAGUCGCCGGAGGAGGUGUUUCCGGUACCGAAAUCGUUCGAUGGCAAUCAUUUGCCAUUCAUUGGAUUUACGUAUACGGGCGACUACCAGUUACUCAGCAACGAUACUGUUGACGCAGAGGCAAAGGAGUCGGCAAAUGCAAUGGCAAAUCACAGUCAUCGCCACCGCCCAUCCAAUUCAAACGAAAUUAAACGUCUGGAAGCUUUGCUCGAACGUGAAAGAAAUCAUUCCGAAACGCUGGAGAAACAAGAUAAAGCUUUGCGUCAGCAAAUCGAACUGAUCACGAAACGUGAAGCUGAACUGCAACGUAUCGCCUCAGAGUACGAAAAGGACUUGGCUUUGCGGCAGCACAAUUAUAAAGUGGCCAUGCAAAAAGUCGAGCAGGAGAUUGAGCAACGCAAAAAGACUGAGGCACUGCUCGCCGAAACCCAGCGUAAUCUGGAUAACGAGCAAAAGAUACGUACGCGUGAAAUGAACAAUAAUCAGCAUCACAAUGAGAAGAUUGUAACGCUGGAGAAGCAGCUGAAGGAAAUGGAGGAGAACUUCAAGAAUGAGAAUGAGCAUGUGCAAAAGCUCAAGAAACAAGUUGCCGAGUUGGGUUUGAUACAGCAAGAGCUGGAGGGUAAAUUAGCGCAGUUGCAGGCAUUGAUUGCCACGCUACAGUCGCAAAAGGACGCUUUGCAGCAAGAAGUAGCCGAAACACAAGCAUUGCUGGCUCAAGAGAAAAAUGCGCGCUCACAAUUGAAAGAGCUGGUAAAGGAGUCUGAGAAUAAAUUACAAACGAUGUCGAAUGAUUUGGAGCGCAUGGCGCAGCGGGAGCAGCAGUCGCAUGAGGAUAAUCGUGUGCUGACAGAAAAGAUCUCCGAUUUAGAAAAGGCGAAUGCUAGUCUAGACUUUGAAUUUAAAGCCAUGCAGGGACGAUAUCAGCAGGAAGUGAAAGCACAUCAAGAAACUGAGAAGUCGCGCAUGCUUAGCCGUGAAGAGGCGAAUCUACAGGAGGUAAAAGCCCUGCAGACCAAGUUGAACGAAGAGAAAUCGGCACGUAUCAAGGCCGAUCAAAACUCGCAAGAAAAAGAACGCCAAUUAAGUAUGUUGUCGGUGGACUAUCGCCAAAUACAGCAGCGCCUACAAAAGCUUGAAGGAGAAUGUCGCCAAGAAUCGGAGAAAGUAAUGGCACUGCAGUCCCAGAUCGAGCAGGAACACAGCAAAAAGAAUUCCUUGUUAUCCGAGUUAAGCUUACAAAGUUCAGAAGUUGCGCAUCUGAAAUCGCGUGAAAAUCAGCUGCAAAAGGAGGUCAGCUCUUUGCGUGAGACGAAGCGCAAAUUCGAAGAAGAGAUUGCUCAAAUCAAAAACACCUUAAAUAAGGAAAUUCUCUUGAAGCGCGAAUAUCAAGAUCAGUUGGAAGCCGAACAGUAUUUCUCACGCCUCUAUAAAACACAGGCAAACGAGCAUCGCGAAGAGAUAUCGGAGCGUUGCCGUGAAAUACAAGACCUGAAGGAGGAACGCACCUCGUUGAAGCAUCAGGUUCAAGUGGCAGUGGCGCGCGCAGACUCCGAAGCGUUGGCGCGUUCAAUAGCCGAAGAAACGGUAGCUGAUCUAGAGAAAGAGAAGACAAUCAAGGAAUUCGAGUUGAAGGACUUCAUGACGAAGUAUCGCAACGAGUUAGCAGCGAAGGAAUCGGCACUUGCAGCCGCCAAGGAAACUGAAACGGAAUAUGUGAAAAAGUUGAAUCAAAAGAAUGCCGAAGCCGACGAACUGUUGCAGCAACAUAAGAAACUUCAGGAUGAAAUGUCGCAAUUGAGGGCUACAAAGGACGAAGAGCUAGCAAAGCUAAAGGAGAAACUACAAACCGAAAUGCUGCUGAAGCAGGUCGCAGUAAACAAACUGACGGAGGUGAUGAAUCGACGAGACACGGACCUCCAAAAACAAAAAGGCAAAGCGCGCUCAUCCGCCGAACUGCGUAAAAAGGAGAAGGAAAUGCGACGGCUACAACAAGAGCUCUCGCAAGAGCGUGAAAAAUACAAUCAGCUAUCGCUCAAACUUCAGGAUGUACAAAGUCAAAUCAUCGAAGACAGCCAUAUCAAGCAAAAGCUGCAAAUGGAAAUCGACUGCAAAGCCACAGAAAUCGAACAAUUGCAGUCGAAGCUUAAUGAAACCGCCUCAUUAUCAUCAGCCGACAACGAUCCUGAGGACACUCAGGUACUUGAUUCGGUAUUUGAGGGCUGGUUAAGUGUGCCAAAUAAGCAGAAUAUACGCCGUCACGGUUGGAAGCGACAAUAUGUGAUUGUGUCAUCGCGCAAAAUAAUUUUUUACAAUACCGAAAUCGACAAACAGAAUACAAUCGAUCCUGUGCUUAUAUUAGAUUUAAGCAAAGUAUUUCAUGUGCGUUCUGUAACGCAAGGUGAUGUGAUACGCGCCGACGCCAAAGAGAUACCACGUAUCUUCCAGCUGUUGUAUGCUGGCGAGGGUGAAGCGCGCCGACCGGACGAACAAAAUCAAUUGGACAUUAGUCAGUUGUUGGCGGAUGAACGGCCUAGUACUAUCAUGUAUAAAGGUCAUGAAUUCGUGCAUAUAACGUAUCAUAUGCCAACUGCUUGCGAGGUCUGUCCGAAACCAUUGUGGCACAUGUUCAAGCCGCCAGCGGCGUAUGAAUGCAAGCGUUGCCGCAAUAAAAUUCAUAAGGAGCAUGUAGACAAUAACGACCCGCUGGUGCCGUGCAAACUGCAUCACGACCCGCAUACUGCCAAAGAAAUGCUGCUGCUGGCCGGCACACCCGACGAGCAGCAUCUGUGGGUGACGCGCCUCUCCAAACGCAUACAGAAGUUCGGCUACAAAGCAAACUCUUCAUCGAACAAUAACAGUGGCGGCGGUGACGGCAGCAAAAUAUCACCAAGUCGACUGAAAUGGCAAUCAUCAACAACAUCGCAACAAUCACAACGACAAUCUUCGCCGCCUACACCACCACCAAAACCCUUGUCAUUGCAACGCCAAAAAUCGCAACCGCCAAUAUUUUACAAUAACAAAUAAAAUUACUGAUUGAAUGGCUUAGCAAAUUGGAGCAACAGCAGCGGCAGCAACAACGACAGCAACAAUUAAUAAGACUAUCAAAUCGCCUGCGUAACAGUUUCAUAAAAAGGUUUCGUUCAGCUACACGCUACGAUUAGAGUACGCAGUGAAUAUGAACUUUUAAUUACUAAAAUUACAAAAAAAAAAAAGAAAUAGUUUAAGCGAAAAAUAAUGACCACAAACAACUCGCUAAAAUACUUAACUAAGUUUGCGCACAUUAGACAGAUUACUUUUAGUUAUAAGACCUUCGGUGCACUUGUUUUAGGCUGUUAGAUCUGUUAGUCUAUAAUGGCAAUGUUUAAGUUUUUGUACUUAGUUAUUUAAUAUGUAGUUAUAUUGAAAAUAUAGUAUACGAGGGUCGAUCAAUAAGUACACAUGCCAAUGACAGGUGGCCGUUGCUGAGGGAUAUUGGCAUUACCGUCGUCUACUUUUAUCUGGCGAAGGUCAUUCAGGAAUCUUGCUUCAAAAAAAUGGAAAAAUGUUUGAUGCUUCAGACCACUAAAGGCCGGACUGACAGACAGAUGUGAUUAUCAAAGACAUAACGGAAGAGAUCUAUGACAGAAAUGAUUUAGAGGGAUGAUUUUCGCCAAACUAAAGGACAUGAAGUAGCAAAGGCGGUAUAAAUAUUUCAAACGAUGAGUUAAUUGUGAAAAGUGUGCUGAUCUGAUGCGAGUUUCAUGGCGAGCAAACUUUCGAAAAUGGCUAACUCCUUCGAAUUUGGACUACUUUAAACGAUUUUCGUAUGAUCUUACGUUGUGUCAUUAGAGUUAAAGAAACCUAGAUACAUUACUCGAAGACGGAGAUCAAACGACAAUGCUACGAAAAAAGCAAGAAUGCUUGCAUCCGCCGGCAAUGAAAUGCGAACGAUUUUUAAGAUUCAAAAGAAAUGAUCUACGCAGUCUUUUAGCUGAAAGCAAAUAAGAAUCACUUGGUAGUGCUAUCGAGAAUUAUAAAAAAGUUAGAGAGACCGGGCUGCGAUGAGGACAACUUUUAAGAAUUCGAAAGGAAUAAUCAAAGUAGGCUUUUUUAGCGAUAAAACAACGAAUUUUUGUACUGUAAAUAAGUGAUCAACUUGAAAAAUUCCUGAAAAUAAAGUGAAAAAAGUACAAGUAUUACUUACGCCAUAACUACCCAGAUGUACUAAACCAAUUGAAUUAAAAAUUUAAGGAGACCGGGUUCCAAGUGGCUAAGCACCUUCAGCCGAAAGGCAAAGGUGGUUGUAUCGACUGGAAAGGAAAGGCGACGAAUUAUUGGAAUUCAAAAGGCGUGAUAAAAAAGAAAGAAGUACCACUCAAGACGUAUAAGACAGAUUCGGUAGAGAAAUUGACGGUGACAAGCAAAUUAUUGGGAUUGCGACUAAAUUGCUCAAACUACGCUAUGAAUUGGUGCUACAUCAAUCACACACGUUCGAACACACGAAUUCUUUUUCCCAUAUUGUAUAAUGAAAACAUUAUUCAGGAGAAAAAAAUGACAAAGAAACCUAUUUUGAAAGCUUUGACAUGUCGUAUUUUAGAAGCGAUUAAAGAAAUUUCAGUAACGUGAAAAAAAUGUAUAGAGUCAACAUCACUGAGAAAAAUUCCAAACAAUUAAAAAAAAAAUUUGUUUUCAACAAUACAGCUGGCACUUUUUGAUCGGCCCUUGUGCCGUUAUAGUUUGUAAGAGAGAGUCUUGUGUGCCAAGUAGAGGAAUUUAAAAGAUUUACUAAGUAAAAAUGAUUUUUAAUAUUUGUAAAUAUUAUAUUUGUAUUUGGAACUGUAUAAUGUAAACUCCGUUAAUAUCACAUAAUUGUAUUGAAAAGAAAUUAUAGUCUAUUUCCACCAAGACCUAUUAUGUUUCAGAAAUGUCAAACGCUGCCAUCACAAAAUUAUAGUUAGUAUGAAAUAGCUGAUUUUUUGUUUACAUUUUGCAUUUGUAGACAGCAGCUAGUCAAAAGAGCUGUAUGUCUGUUUUAUGUAAAAAUAUCACCUGCCGGUUGCAUUUGUAUACAAUGUGGCGCAAAAUUAAUCAUCCAAUUUUGUUUUUGAACAUCUUUUGUAUUCAACAAAAAAAUUAUUUUGAGUGAUGAGACAAGUGCUCCACUGUUUGUCUGAAUAUAGCAGCUGUCUACGUCACAAGUGUGAAAUGUGAUUGACGUACGACGUCAUUUGAAAAAUGUAUAAAUCUUUCGCUAGGGUGAUUAAUUUUGCACCACCUUGUAGUUUCAUUUUUUGCAUUUGUUGUUUCUACAAUAGAAAAUGGGAGUGUUGGCUGUAUUCAUUACAUAAAAUACGUAUACGUACUUGCAUAUACCUACUUAUAUAUACGCUAAAGCUACAGCAAAAGUAAAUCCGAAAUGCUCCACAAAUUCUCUGUACUAAAAUUCAAUCACACGCAAUUUAUUUUAUAAUUUUUAUUUAUUUAUUUACUUAAAAUAUAUUUAAAAAUAGUUAUCACAAAAUCAUGGUAACAUGCAACAGAGACUAUCGGCCUGUAUGUAUCUAAUGAUAUUUCUUUUGUUUGUACAAUUAAGGCUCUGGCAGCGCCUGAAAGUAUCUUGUAAAAAAAUGCUUACAUUUGUAAUAUGACUAUCACUGUUAGCAUAACUUACCUGUUAGGCCAGUAAAGUUGAGCCUACCUUUGUUCUGUACUUUACAAGCUUUGAUGCAACGAAUAUUGUACAAGAAUUUGUGCAUUUAAAAGUGAUGAUUAAUUAUAGUUAAGCGUAAGCUGUGGUUAAGGCACGGUGGAAAUAGACGUACUGCUCUAUUCUGUGGCAGGACAUUUGCUUUUUUUUGUUAAGGGAAAGGAAGGAUUUUCUUAGGCCACUAAAAUGAUUUUACCGAUGCUGAAUAGAGCUGCCAAUUUUAUUAUCCAAUAUAGGCGUAUAAACUUAAGACAUUUGCAGAAAAAAAAUUCAAAAAUUUCUCAAAAUAUGCCCAAAUAAAAUUUGCAUACUAGGAAAAAUAAGUGAAUUUUAAUUUGCACACUUAAGGAUAAACAUUUUUUGUUUAUAUUGAGUUCCAUGUAUUGAUAAACUUGCCUAACAUACAAAUUUAUAUGUACAAUGCAUAAAAAUGAGUUCACAAUGAUAGCAACGCGAAGUAUUACAAAGUUUUGGAUUAUUAUUAGUAUUUCUUCUUUUUAUUAUGAAAAUGGAGUUUUUACUACACCAAAAAGCACUUAAUUUAAAGUCUCCAAAUUUGCUUAAACUCGAUCAAUUUUUAUUAAAAUUUCAAACUUUUUAAUACAAAUUUUUAGUAAAAUUUGAGCAUACAGUUUUAUAGCCCAUUGAAUUUUGAUAUAAUAAAGUGACUCACACUUUAACCCUCCGUGGACAUCUUUUUGAAAACUUUCAGUUGGUCACUCGGGUCUGGUCUUUUCUCGUCCUGUUCGAGGAUCAUUUUUAAAAAGUUAUAUCCAUAAAUCGAUAAAAAAUUUAAUUUGAGGAAGCUGCAUGGAAGCUCAAGUCGUUAGCUAUAAUAGAAAUAUGUUAAGUCCAUGUCCAAAGUCGAAAAAGUCUGGCCAGACCCGGGUGUCCAACGGAGGGUUGAAGUAGUUCAGAAAGCGCAUUGACUUUUGGGAAUUUUUUUUUUUUGCUGGCGGCAUUUCUUGCAUUUUUUCCAGAUGUAAAAAACUUUGAGCAGUCGGUAGAGGGCAGGAAGUUAUGAAAAAAUCUAAACGAAUUUCGAGCCACUUUAAACAAUCACAAUACUAUACCAUAGGCUACAAAACUGCAUACCCUAAAAAUUCUGACUAAACAAUUUAAAAUUUUUUGGUUUUUUUUUAACUUUGUGCAUAGUUUGAAACAUUGAGCUAUAUGGGUUUUGUUCUUGUCUUACUAAAUUUUUAUAAAAAAGAAGAAAGAGAAGAAAUUAAAUACAAAAUAAAUAAAUAGUAAAACUUUGCAAUAUGUUGCGUUAUUAUUGUGAUAAUAGCUGUACAUAAAUACUUACAAAAUUACAAUAAAAAAUUGUAUAAAUAAAUAAAAAGCUUAUGACUAACUACUUUAUUAAUAGUUUGAAAAAACAUUCCUAAUUAGCCGAUAAGCAAUGUAAAUAAUAUAAUGCAUUUAUAAUAAAAACGUUUAAAGCGAAGAAAAUCAAAAAGCAACAAAACAAUCAAAUUGCGAAUGCAAAAAAUUUAAGUAAAGUACUUUAAACAUUUAUGAAUUAUAUUAAUGAUAGCUUGAAAAAUACAAUUGAAUCGAUCAAAAAGCAAUACCGACGAAUUCGAUCCGAAUAAUAACAAAGUUCGAGCUCUGUGUAAAAUAAGCUUAGAAUGCCAAAACUUUAUUAAAAGUAUGAAAGAAAGAAAGACGAAUUAAUGACAAUUUCGGAAUAAUGUUACGAAUAAGCAAUUUCAAGUUUAUUUAGUCACUAACUUACUCAUUUGCUAAUUUCAAGGUUAGUUUUUUUCGCACACAUUUAGUUCAAUUCAGAGGGUGUGCAAGAACGAAGUGAGCGCAGGUGCUAAAUAUUAAAUUUUUAAUACUUUAUUUUUGGUAUCAGAUCUGUUCUGCGUGUCGAUUCCGUUUGAAAGGCAAAUGGAUUGAUAGUUGCGAGUCGUUAGCGAGUUUUCAGUUUUCCUUUAGAUGAAAAUAAUUUUCUGUCUUGGCGCCGUCAGCUGGAAAAGUUGUGAUUAAAUCUUCUAAAAAGAUUUCUGGAUCAGAGUAUUGAUCUUGUGUAGACAAAACGGUCGUUUACUAGCUUCCAUAGGAGUCUUUAGAAAUUUAGUGUCAGAGGUGGGUGCGCAAUUCAAUGUCAAGGGGUCCAAGUACUUUUGACAUUGUCGUCAAUUCUUUAAAAAAUUUCCUUGUUUUUCGGCUUGAGUAUAAUAAGAAGUAAAUUGAAAAAAAAAUUAAUACAAAAUUUUAUAAAUUUGAAGUUUAUUCAAUGUUACCUAAGUAAAAUGCUCAUGAAAAGUUCACUCUUGUGUGCUUAUCUUCAGAAUUCUUGAAAUUAACUCUAUAGAUUAUAUUGAAUCGAGCUAUUUAUAAAGAGCUAACUUGAGUUCCAUAUCAUGGAUGAACUGGCCUUGAAACGCAUUCUUUAAAGUGCAAAUAAUUCAUAUAUUAGUAUGCCUGAGAGUAGAAUAUUCGUUUGUCAGAGUCUCAGUAUAAGCUCAGAGAAUCCAGAGGCACUGUAUGCUUCGCCUCGAUGCCAUAAGCAUUGUAUCAAACCAAAGGCAAAAUUUUGCUCAAAGAACCCUUGCAUAUUUGCUCUCGACUCAAUAAUUUUUUUAUUAAAACCCUUUUUUCGCACUGUCGUUUGUUUACUAAUUUCCUAAAAAACGUCUAUAUUCUGGAGUUGAGUGCAGAUUGACGCUAGGCUGUCGAAGAGAUUGCAGGAUUCGUCGAAAUUUUUGUACCGAAGUUUGAAUAUCCCUAAGCCACCCUCAGUGAAAUUUUCAUAGAGAUAGUUUCCCUUAGAAGAAAAUUAGAUUCCCAAUUACUUCUAUCUCCCCUAAAAACAAUCUUGUAAAAUAAUUGCCAAAUAGCUCUCCAAAAUUCUCGGCCUCUAACUUCUCAUAUAAGACCAAGUUCUGUUCAAAUUUUUGUACCAAAUAAAUGCCAAUUCAACAUUUUUAUCUCUAAAAUACGUAACGAUUUUUGAUUUUUGGAUUUGAAUGAAAAACGUCUAGGAUAACAAACGUUAAGGGAUAUUCUGUUUGAAUGACAACGGAAAAAAUCGUUCUUUCAUUUGAUACCCAUAUUUCUGUAUGUGAUGGGACAAAAAUUUGUUAAGAUGUAUCUACUUUCCUCUUUUUUUGAUUCCCAAAUUUUCGCACGGUGUUACAUUUCAGUGUUGAAUUAAAAGUUGCUCUUCUUUUCCUCGAGCAUGACUUUGCUGUUCCACUCUUUUUUCGCUUUUCAAGGUGCUUAUUGAUUAUUAUAAAAAAUAAUUAAAAAAUAGUUAUACAGUAUGAGAGAAGAUUUUUUCCUUUACUUGUCUCCUAAAAUCUUCUCAAACUUCUACUCGCACAAGAAGUUCGCCACCGUCCAACAAUCAGUACUUAAUUGAGCUAUUCUCAGAAUGAAGUAUCAUAGAAACUACUUGAUAUAACUUUCUUAGACGUUCUCUCACAGUUAGUUAGAGUAAUUAUAUGAAUUUAUAUAGAAAAUCGGAUACCUUUAUGUGAAAUGGUAACGGAGAUAUGAUAGGGGUGAAAACACGCCGAAACUUUUCAAGUAAAUAUAAUAUACACAUGCGUGCUGCAGGCUGAAACUUGACCUACCGUAUUGUCGAACGUCUUGAUCGGCGAAGUGAAUAUCAAAGUUGUAGCCAAAAGUGGUUCGAGUGACUUCUGAGUUCUAUGUUCAAUAUCCGCCCUAUUCAAUAUGGAGGCAUGGCUUUUGUAUGGCUCACUGACUGCAAUGCAUUUCCUUUGACAGUCAGUUCUACGUAUUACAUAUAUUCGGCCAAGAAUGGCCACUUGCUCAGUUGUAGCAAAAAAUUGAUGGCAAAUGUUUUAGGCUGUUAGAAUGACACCAACAACAGUGAAUUUCAAAUACAUAUAUGUAAGUCUGCCGAUUGAAGGGUUUUGAUAAAUAUACCUAUUUCGACUAAAUUCUGCGACAAAAAUGUACUAUUCUUGUUUUUCAGGAAAAAUUUCAUAUGCACGUAAAACUAUGGACCUUAUAUAGGAAUACUGCAAUCUUUCUCACCAAUUUCAUAAUUUAAGUAUCAAAGGACUAAAUUAAAAAAAAAUAUUGCAAUUGACUCACUCCAUGAUAUUAAUUAUUAUUAACUCCUAUCAACGAAAGAAAGUAUAGAAUAAAAAAAAGCGAUUAGUUUUGAGAUAAAUAUUAGGGACUUUUAUACACACACAUAAACAAUUAGCUGGCAUUUGAUAAAAAUUUAUUCAAUUUUUUUUUAUGUUUAUUAAACCACUGACUGGUGGCUAUAACAUUUUUCGCGCUUCCGUGUUAUCUUUUCCGCUUCCCUUCCGUGUUGUCAGUCACUGGAAGAUUUAUGAUAAAUAUAAUAGAAAAUCGGUUGUUUUUUAACUGAAUGAGAAUUAUCGAUAUCAGUAAUUACGGUUUCAGAGCUGAGAAUGGCAAACUGUGUUGAAAUUUCUUUUCAGUAAGGUUUGGCAAGUCAAUAUGAAAUUAUUCUAUUAUUUCUUUCGAAGUGAGGAAGCAACGGCCAGAUUUGUUGGAAAAAGUAGUCAAAAAUUGGGCACAUUCAACUCGUUGUAUGGAUGUAACUCGUAGCCGCAGCGGACAUAUGCCAGAUAUGAUAUUCAAAAAAUAAAU